Molecule: messenger RNA, 1587 nt
Organism: Nerophis ophidion (straightnose pipefish)
Lineage: Eukaryota; Metazoa; Chordata; Actinopteri; Syngnathiformes; Syngnathidae
Gene: kin
Product: Kin17 DNA and RNA binding protein
Exons: 12
Coding region: 281-1453 (390 amino acids)
Biological process (GO): DNA replication; DNA damage response
Cellular component (GO): nucleus
Molecular function (GO): double-stranded DNA binding
Source: RefSeq, a predicted model, not a curated record
GCGGAGUUUUGAGAACAAACAAAAUAAAGUGGUCUUCGUGUAAAACUGGACCCUUCGUGUUUGUUAUUUUGUGGUUCUCUACAGUAUAGGUGACAUGUAUCAACCCUCGGUUACACUCUUAUCAAUAUAAAAUAAAUUUAAGUGGUUUAAAAACUAGAUUUGUUAUCUUCAUGAUAAGGUAACUUUCCCAUAGUCUUGAAAGCAGCGCAGUAUCACGCGACUUGCGUUGUCUCGCGAGAUUAUAACACCUUAUCCUGUGAGUAUUUCCACCGGGCGGAAAAUGGGGAAAGCCGACUUUUUCUCGCCCAAGGCGAUAAGCAACCGGAUCAAAUCCAAAGGUCUGCAGAAGCUGCGGUGGUAUUGUCAAAUGUGUCAGAAACAAUGCCGGGAUGAGAAUGGCUUUAAAUGUCACUGCAUGUCCGAGUCCCACCAGAGGCAGCUGCUGCUCGCCUCGGAGAACCCUCACAAGUUUAUGGACUUCUUUUCCAAUGAAUUCAAAACUGGAUUUCUCGAGCUGCUGCGGAGACGUUUCGGGACCAAGCGUGUGCACAACAACAUUGUGUACAACGAGUAUAUCAGCGACCGCGAGCACAUUCACAUGAAUGCCACGCGCUGGGAGACGCUCACUGUCUUCACCAAAUGGCUGGGCAGGCAAGGUUUGUGUAAGGUGGACGAGACGCCAAAAGGCUGGUACAUCGAGUACAUCGACCGUGACCCGGAGACCAUCCGUCGCCAGGAGGAGCUGGCGAAGAGGAAGAAGCACGAGUUGGACGACGUGGAGAGGAGCGCCAAGUUCAUCGAGGACCAAGUCCGCCGAGGCCUCAGCACCAAGGAGGAGGAGGCGAAUCCAGUUUAUACUGAGCUGCAGCGAGAGAACGAAGAGGAAAAAAUUGCUUUCAAUAUGGCCCUUGGUGCAUCAUCAGCUGGGCCUUCAACAUCAAGUUCCCUCGCGGCCUCCAGCGCGCUGAAGAAGGCGUCCUCGUCAGUUAAGAGGAAAGACACGUCCUCCGCUUCCGAGUCGAGGGACAAAAAGAAGAAGUCUGCCUUGGAGCAGAUCAUCGAGAGUGAAGAGCGAAUGAGGCAGAAGCAGCAGCCCGUCAGGACCGACAACUGGUUGCAGCCCAACAUUGUUGUCAAGGUGGUCACCAAGAGGCUGGGAGAAAAGUAUCACAAGAAGAAGGCCGUCGUCAUGGAAGUGCUGGAGAAAUACACGGCGGUGGUGAAGAUGGUGGACUCAGGAGACAAACUGAAGCUGGACCAGAACCACGUGGAAACCGUCAUACCCGCACCAGGAAAACGUGUGAUGAUCCUAAACGGAAACCACCGAGACACCGAGGCGGUGUUGGAGGGCAUCGAGGAGAAGAACUUCUGUGCUUCGCUCACGCUUGACUCUGGUCCACAGAAGGGUAAGCGAGUGGAGGUCGCCUACGAGGACUUCUCCAAGCUGGCAUGAACCAACUUUCUUCUUCUUUUUUUCCAUUGAAGGACUCUACUAUGUCAGGGUUUUAUCACUUUUUUAUAGACAUUUCCUCAUUAUGGAGCAAGCAUUUUGUUGUUUAAAUCACAAUCAAAUCAAACUUUACAUUA